AUGCCUCAGAAAACGAUAUCUGCUCCAGUCGUCUUCAAGCAGCAGGAGAAGAAGCCGGCUCCGAAGAAGGAGAACGAAGACAGCGACGAGUCCUCAUCUUCUUCUGACGACGACGAUAGCGACGAUUCCAAUUCUGAAAAGGGUGUGGACGAAAACGAAAUUAUCAAGAGCGAAUUCCUGGACAAACUCAUUAUUCGACUGAUGAAGGCGCCCCAGAAGGCGGAAUCGAGGAAGAAGAACAGGAGAAAGUUGGCACCACUGAUCGAAGUGCACCUGGAGCUGGAUGAGCUGAAGGAGCUGUGUAAUAUGGCCAUCAAAUCGUUCGAAAAACAAAGCAGCUUGCUCACCAUCAAAGAGUAAGCUUACCAAAAUAUUUUUUUCUUGUCGAAAAACUGGGAAAUCGUAUAAAACUGUACCUAGUGCUGCGCCCGGUUAAAAAAUGUUUUUUUCUUGAUUUUGUAAAAGUAAAACAACUUUUGGAUAGAUAAUAUUGCAAAAUUCAGAGAGACACUACCGUUGAUCAUUUGUGCAGAUAUUCAUGGACAAUUUGCUGAUCUGCGUAAUAUUUUCUUACGUUGCGGACCUCCACACAGACAAUCGUAUCUCUUCCUCGGUAAGUUAAUAUUUUUGGUGUUUUAAAAGUUUUAGAUUCAAAACGUAGAAAGAAAAAGAACAAUUAUCUUUUUACUAUAACUUGGUUUGAAUUUUUUAAAAUUUUUUGUCAAACUUAAAACUGACUGAAGAUUAUAAUAUCUGCAAUGUAAUUUUUUAGGUGAUUAUGUUGAUCGCGGAGUUCAAGGAAUCGAAGUUAUUUCCUUACUACUAGCCUUGAAGAUCAAAUACCCAACAAAAGUAUAUUUGCUACGAGGGAACCAUGAAGAUGCGAACACUUGUGCUUCGUACGGUUUCUACGACGAAUGCAUCAACAGAUUCAUGAGCAAGGACAACAAAAUUGGAGAAGAUGCAAGUUUUUUGGUGUUUUUUAUAGAUAAAACAGUAUUAUGUGGAAACGGAAAUGUUGGCAGAUUCUAAUUUGAAUAUUGCGACACUGGAGUAAGUGUUUUGUCAUAAAAUAACGCUGAUAUUGUUUUAGCUGUGGAAAAGGUUUGUGAAUGUGUUCAACUGGAUCCCUUUGGCCGCUAUUGUCAACAAGAAGAUACUUUGCAUGCAUGGGGGUAUUUCACCUGGAAUUACGAGUCUCCAAGCUAUAGCUGACGUAAGUUGCCUGCUUUUCUUUACCUUUUUUUAUUUUAGAUACCUCGUCCUCGAAUCAUUCCUCCCUACGGUCUUAUGUGUGAUUUGGUAUGGGCCGAUCCAGAAGAGAAGCUACAAGGCUGGGCUAUGAACUCCAGAGGCAUUUCACUGAGCUUUUCGGAUAAAGUUGUCGAACAGUUCUGUACCAAUCUUAAUAUCGACUUGAUUGUGCGAGGACACCAGCUCACAAAAGAGAUGAUCAGAAAUGGGUAUCGCUUCUUCUUCAAAGGACGACUUCUGUCCAUCUUCUCUGCUCCAAACUACCUGAAUAUGAGGAACUCAGCUUGCGUUUUGAAGGUUUCUAAAUCGGUAAGUUUUUGUUGUUGCAAUACAAUUUGUUUUUAAUGUUUUAUCAAUAUCUUAGUAUUAUUUUACUCGUAGACUGUCCGUUAUGUUGUGUUCUACUAAUAUUAUUCGUUUUCAGAUGAAAUGUCGCUUUAUUGUGUUCAAAAUGCAGACAAAGAAACAACGAAAGAACAGCGAAUAA
Bursaphelenchus okinawaensis is the source of this 1741-nucleotide messenger RNA. NCBI's taxonomy places the organism in Eukaryota, Metazoa, Nematoda, Chromadorea, Rhabditida, Aphelenchoididae. The record is from the annotation of a GenBank genome assembly.